Cyprinodon tularosa is the source of this 1611-nucleotide messenger RNA. It is a transcript of the gene stx12, whose product is annotated as syntaxin 12. The coding region runs from base 134 to 937 and encodes 267 amino acids. Gene Ontology annotation, biological process: intracellular protein transport; vesicle fusion; vesicle-mediated transport. The record is from RefSeq and is a predicted model, not a curated record. Gene Ontology annotation, cellular component: SNARE complex; postsynaptic recycling endosome; synaptic vesicle membrane. NCBI's taxonomy places the organism in Eukaryota, Metazoa, Chordata, Actinopteri, Cyprinodontiformes, Cyprinodontidae. The transcript is spliced from 10 exons. Gene Ontology annotation, molecular function: SNARE binding; SNAP receptor activity.
AUUUCUCUGUGUUUAGAUGUUUCUACAGUUUAGCGAUAACCCUCACCGAAAGAAAUCUCCUCCCGUAUGCGCAUUUUCACCAGUCAAAUAAGCAAGUUUAUCUUCCAUUUGAGGAAACUACCAGUCUGGAAAGAUGUCUUACGGGAAAGCAGAGUUCCGCCCUGUCCUCAGAGACUUCAACUCUCUCAUUCAGACAUGCAGCUCAAACAUCCAGAAGAUCACACAGAACACCGCUCAGAUCAAGACCAUGGUGAACCAGUUGGGGACCAGGCAGGACACCACUGAACUUCAAGAUCGGCUGCAGCAGAUACAGCACUACACCAAUCAGCUUGCUAAAGAAACCAACAAGCACCUGAAAGAGUUGGGCUCCGUCCCUCUGCCAUCAUCACCCUCAGAACAAAGGCAGCAGAAAAUCCAGAGGGAUCGGCUCAUGAAUGACUUCUCUGCAGCUCUCAAUAACUUCCAAGCUGUCCAGCGGCGCGCAGCAGAGAAGGAGAGGGAAUCGAUAGCGAGAGCGAGGGCUGGUUCCCGCCUAUCAGCUGAAGAUACUUUUCGAGAUGAAAAGCUUGUCUCCUUUGAUAACCAAGAGGACCUCGGUCCAAUUACCACCCAGACUGAAGAAGUGGGCAUUACAGAGGAGGACCUGGAGCUUAUUAAGGAGAGAGAAACCAACAUUAGACAGCUUGAGUCUGACAUCAUGGAUGUAAACCAGAUCUUUAAGGACUUGGCAGUAAUGAUUCACGACCAGGGAGAGAUGAUUGACAGUAUUGAGGCCAAUGUGGAGAACGCCGAGGUUCAUGUAGAACGGGGAGCAGAACAGCUGCAGAGAGCCGCUAUUUACCAGCAAAAAUCCAGGAAGAAGAUGUGUAUUCUUGCCAUAGUUUGUUCCAUUGUGCUCAUCAUACUCGCCGUCAUUAUCUACUGGGCUAGCAAAUGAGCUGAUUUCAUCCAAGUAUUGCCUCAGCACUCGAUGUAACCCUGCAACACCCCCUUCACCCCGACCUCACCGACAACAACCAGAGAAGCUCUUUGUAGUAAAACCAUCUCAGAAGUUCAUCAAAAUCCAGAGCUGGACAAUUUGAAACAUGUACUCAUCAUAAAUCCUUAAGUCGGCUGAUUUGUUAAGUAGAUGAAUAAGCUGCUUUGACUUUGGUGAGGAGGCUGUGGAGGGCGGGGCUUUGGAGCGGUCCCAUCAACAUAAUUCCUUCCUUUCCCGUACUUACUUUACUGCACUAACACUAGCUCUCACUGUAUAACACAUGUAUAAAUAAUGUAAGGAAUAACUUAAUAUUGGCAGAUUUCCUUUUAAGUUUUAUGUAUUUUGUUUAUUUGUUGUUUAAUUGAUGUCGUGGCAUCUUCUGAUGUAGAAGUAAACAGCCAUUUGUCUUGCCGUGAGUCGUUAGCCUCACAGUGAAGCAUUGGUAUUAUGGUAUUGAAGUGAGUACAUGUUGAAAGUACUAUAAACACAUCCGUAUUAUAAACAUUAUGUUGAGAACAUGAAGGUUGAUGUAAAAAUCUAAAAAAAAUGAAAGAACAGACUUUGUAUAAAUCAUUUUAAGUUGAUUUCUAUGAUCUCUCCUUACAGAAACCGUAAUAAAUAUGUUAAGCAAA